Molecule: messenger RNA, 2226 nt
Organism: Diospyros lotus (date-plum)
Lineage: Eukaryota; Viridiplantae; Streptophyta; Magnoliopsida; Ericales; Ebenaceae
Product: L-type lectin-domain containing receptor kinase S.4-like
Exons: 2
Coding region: 233-2119 (628 amino acids)
Biological process (GO): protein phosphorylation
Cellular component (GO): plasma membrane
Molecular function (GO): protein kinase activity; ATP binding; carbohydrate binding
Source: RefSeq, a predicted model, not a curated record
AUCAAUCUUUGCCUUUCUUUUCUUUCUUCCUCUCAUCUCUCAUCUCUCACUUUAAAGAUUACGAACACAUUUAUUUCGCGGCUUUCCCUCUCUCUUCCAGUUGGAGCCGACCCAACACAACGUGAGGCAAACAUCUACCACACAACACAACCAUAUUCAUAUAUAGAACACAGUUCUUUCGAAUCGGAUCCAUAAUUCAGCUCAGCUCACUUCAUCUCUGCUCCGAUCUCCGAUGACCAGACGCCCGGAAGUUUUGUGGGCGAUGCUUCUUCUCUUAGCAAACGCAGCUCUGGCCGACGUACAAGAGUUCGUUUACCACGGUUUCAAAACCGGCGGCAUGAGCCUGACCGGCGCCGCAGGGAUCGAGAAGAACGGCGUCCUCAAGCUCACCAACGACACGCACUUGGCCAUCGGCCACGCCUUCCACCCGUUCCCCAUAGCCUUCAAGAACUCCUCCACCGGAAAAGCCUACUCCUUCUCCGCGGCCUUUGCCUUCGCGGUCGUGCCGGAGUAUCCCGAUCUCGGCGGCCAUGGCUUCGCCUUCGUCAUCUCCCCGUCCAAAGAGUUAGCUUGCGCCUUUCCGCGGCAGUACCUGGGGCUUUUCUGCCCCAACAACAAUGGCAAUUUCUCCAACCACUUGUUGGCCGUUGAAUUCGACACUGUUCAAAAUUUCGAGUUCAGGGACAUUAAUGAUAACCAUGUCGGCAUCGACGUCAAUGGCAUGAUCUCGAAGGCUUCGGCCCCGGCAUCGUAUUUCAUCGAAGGGAAUUUGACCAGACAAAAGGUUAAUCUCAUGGAUGGGAAGACGAUUCAGGCGUGGAUCGAUUACGAUUCUGCUAGAAAUAAACUGAACGUCACCAUUUCACCUUCUUCGACGAAACCCAGCUCCCCAAUUCUGUCAUUUCCAGUCGAACUCUCCGAAAUCCUCGAAGAGAGAAUGUUUGUGGGCUUCUCUGCUUCCACUGGUCUGCUGGCCAGCCACCAUUAUAUCCGAGGAUGGAGCUUCAAGAUCAACGGAGAAGCUCAGCCUCUUGAUCUUUCUUCUCUUCCUUCUCUUCCGAGGAAGAAACACAGCCGCCUAGUCUUGGCAAUUGGAGUUUCUUUCUCUGUUUUUGCUGUGAUUGUCUCUGCAGUUGGGAUGGUUUUUUAUUUCAGGAUCAGAAGGGUGAAGAAAACGGACAGGGUUGAAGAUUGGGAGCUUGAUAUUGGGCCGCACAGACUGUCUCACAAGGAGCUCAAGCAGGUGAUGAGAGGCUUCGGAGACGAGGAUCUGCUUGGCUUCGGAGCAUCUGGUCGAGUUUACAGAGGGACGCUACCAAAUACGAACACCCAGGUCGCGGUUAAGCGAAUUUCGCACGAUUCGAAAGAGGGUUUUCAUGAAUUCGCGUCGGAGAUCGCCACUCUUGGCCGGCUUCGCCACCGGAAUUUGGUUCCUUUGCUAGGGUGGUACCGGUGUGGAGGUGAAUUGCUGCUUGUCUAUGAUUACAUGCCGAAUGGAAGCUUAGAUAAGUACAUUUACAACGAAGCGAAAAGAAUUUUGAGAUGGGAAGAGAGGUUCAAGAUCAUCAAAGGCGUAGCCUCUGGAUUGCUGUACUUGCAUGAAGAAUGGGAAGAGACGGUGAUCCACAGAGACAUCAAAGCCGGCAACGUGUUGCUAGACUCGGAGUUCAACGGCCGGCUGGGGGAUUUCGGGCUGGCAAAACUGUACAAGCACGGGUCCGAUGCGAGCACGACCCGAGUGGUGGGCACGCUCGGGUACCUGGCGCCGGAGCUCACCCGGACGGGCAAGCCGACGGCGAGCUCCGACGUGUUCGCCUUCGGAGCGCUGUUGCUGGAAGUAGUGUGCGGGAGGAGACCGAUCGAGGCUAAGGCGCUGCCGGAGGAGCUUUUUUUGGUCGACUGGGUGUGGGAGUGGUGGCGGGAGGGGGCCCUGCUGGACGUAGUGGACCCAAGAUUGGGCGGCAAGUAUAACGAGGCUGAGGUUUUGGUGGUGCUGAAGCUUGGGCUGAUGUGCUCAAACAAUGUGCCAGCCAAUAGGCCCACCAUGAGGCAGAUGGUGAGCUACCUCGAAGGGGAGGUCGAGCUGCCGGAGAUGCUGCUGCCGGCGGGAAGAAGGUAGCUAACAGAGAAAUUUUAGUUCAGCAAUUGUCACAAGGGAUCUUGGCUUUAAACCACCUGGGCUGAAAUGGAAAGGAAAGAAUGCAAUAACAACCAAUCAACUUCAAC